Molecule: messenger RNA, 610 nt
Organism: Cynara cardunculus var. scolymus (artichoke)
Lineage: Eukaryota; Viridiplantae; Streptophyta; Magnoliopsida; Asterales; Asteraceae
Product: monothiol glutaredoxin-S4-like
Exons: 1
Coding region: 67-372 (101 amino acids)
Source: RefSeq, a predicted model, not a curated record
ACAACAAAUUAAACCCACUCCUAUUGAAUCAUUAAUCAAACACUUCUAGUUAAGUUCAAUUUACAGAUGGAUGGUGUGAAGAAAAUGGUUUCUGAGAGGCCUGUGGUGAUCUUCAGUAAGAGUUCUUGCAUCUUGUCCCACACAAUCAAGUCCCUCUUCAAUGACUUUGGUGUGAACCCUACUGUUUAUGAGCUUGACGAGAUAGCAAGAGGCCGAGAAAUCGAACAGGCAUUGUCUGGGCUCGGCUGCAGCACAAUCCCAGCUGUGUUCAUUGGUGGUGAGUUGGUUGGUGGAACAAAUGAGAUUAUGAGUCUUCAACUCAAAAGAGUUUUGAAGCCAAUGCUCAUCAGGGCUGGAGCUUUAUGGGUUUGAUUCGAUUCAUAAUAAUCGUUGCAGUAACAUAAGAUCAUGUACAUUAAUAAUAAAGCACGUCUUAAGUGCGAAUAAUUAGAGUGAGAAACAUGAUUAGUUAUAUCGUAGAUCAUAUCGUAUGAGAUUAUAAAUACGACGAGGCUACUAGUACUAGGUUUCAUUUUUAUCUCUGGUAUCCUCUUUUUUGCUUUGUGAUGAUACUAUGCUGCAAUAUCAUACUUCUAGAGUUGCCUCUCCU